UGGAAAACUUAGUAACAUCCUCAGCAGCCAAAAGUAUGGUGCAGCUUGAAAAGAUGAUUAUCGAAGACUGUGAGUUGAUGGUUGAAAUAGUAGCAAAUACAGGAGAUGUUGAAAAAGAUGAAAUUGUUUUUAGUAAAUUAAAGUCCCUAUCACUUUUUAAUUUAGAAAGCCUCAGAAGCUUUUGCUCUGGAAAUCACACCUUCAAAUUCCCAGCUUUGGAAGAGAUGACAGUGAAAAAAUGCCCCAAGAUGAACACUUUCUCUAGAGGAGUCUUAAACACACCAAAAUUGGCCAAAGUGAAGGAGACUUGGUAUGCCGAAGAAAAGCAUUGGGAGGGUGACCUUAAUACAACUAUACAUCAUCUAUUCAAGAAAGCGGUAGGUCAAGAACUUCCAGACAGCUCUUCCAAAAGUGCUUGAACUACAUAUAUCUGUCAUAUCUAGAGCACGCCUGAGGUGAGUUUUUAGUUAUUCCACUUGAGAUUAUCAUAAACAGAUCAGUGCAUUAUUAAUGUAUUAAAUGGCUGUAAACAGAGCAGUAAGUCUUACUCAUAGCCUGAUUUUUAAUUGAUGAUAAAUCAUGUGAGACAUCUAUGGGGGAAUCAAUAAACUCCUGAGCAUACAGCAACUACUAUAUCAGAACUGGUAAUUAUCUUAACGUGUCACCAUAAAACAUCAUAUGGUUAUAUAGAAAUAUUUACUCAAAUUUUCAAUUUUCUUCAAUCAAAAUACUAUCAUCAGUUUGCAGUUUAAAGACAUCUCUCCACUGAUCAUGCUUUUUCACUUCCAAUACAUUUUGCCAAAGAUUCAGAACGUUCACAGUAUCAAACGCUGAUUUAGGUCAAACUUCAAGUAGUAAGGCCUUUAUGUAGUUUUUUGAGGCAUUGCAGCUCGUGUUCCUCUGCUUUAAGUCAGACAAUGAGAGGGCCAUCUUUUUUCAACUCCAAUGUUCUGCUUUUGGGCUUUCCUUCAUUGAGAUGUUGCUGGUGUGAAAAUGUAACAACGCUUAUUUCCAUCACUCAUCAUUUGAAUUAGAGCCUUGGAAUUUCAAGGUAU
Molecule: messenger RNA, 1055 nt
Organism: Pistacia vera
Lineage: Eukaryota; Viridiplantae; Streptophyta; Magnoliopsida; Sapindales; Anacardiaceae
Exons: 3
Coding region: 36-419 (127 amino acids)
Source: RefSeq, a predicted model, not a curated record